GCCAACUAUCGAUUAUUCGAUAAUUUAUUCAUAAGAAAGCUAUGGCAGGUGCCCCUAUGCCGGCCACGCAGUUUGAAAACACCGCAGCAGUGCACAUCGAACCCUCCACCCCAUGAACGAAACUGAAGACGAUUUGACGGAGAAGCGACUCAAAGUCGUGCUGGUUGGAGACUCCGGUGCUGGAAAGACUAGCAUUGUAGUGAAAUUCUGCCACGAUGAGUUCACGAGGCAGUACACACCGACAGCUGGGGUGGAUUUUUUCAUGAAAAAUUUGAGCCUGGGACCAUUUAAAAAUGUUACUCUGCAUUUCUGGGAUGUGGGGGGACUUGCGCUGAGGGGAGCUAUGUUGGACAAGUACUUAUACGCCGCUGACUUAAUUAUGUUCGUCUACGACGUGACCAACACCUCAAGCUUCGACGUGAUGGAAGCGUGGAUGACGGCAGUAGUCGCAAUAACCGAGAGAAGUUUUCGAAAAAGUCCACUGAUGGUGAUCGUAGGCAACAAAUGUGACAUGGAGCACCAGAGGACAGUGAAACGCGACAAAUCCCAUCGUUACGCUGCGGAGAAGGGAAUAAUCUACCACGACAUGUCAGCGAGAACUGGAGAAUCGGUCUCACUGUCAAUCGCUAAUCUCUCUGCCAAAGUUCUUGGCGUCCAAUUGACCAGAAUGGAUCAAGAAUCCCACAAGCCAAUAGUGACAGCUGAGAUUGGAGAUACCGUUGAUGUUGCGACAAUUCGAAAAGUGAUAAAACGACAGCCGCACAGGAAAUCAUGUCAGAACAAUAAUUAUCCGACCCUUCCACUAUCAAAAUCAGCUGUCUGCUCAUUGCAGUGAGACGAAUGAUGGAAAAAUAUUUUUUAGAUGAUUUUUAAUCAGCAGAAAACUGUUCAAUACUGAUCAGGGGAAAUUGGAGAUCUAAAAUUCACUUCGAAAUUCAGUUUUUUGAGAAUAUCUCUGAGGAUAAAGGAGAUUGAAUUUUUAUAAGAAAUUAAAAAAGUUGAAAAGUUAAAUAUUAAGAAUUAUUCACAACGUUGAGGGGCUUACGCCCUUGGUGCCUUGAAUUUUAUACAAAACGCAUUAAAAUUAUUCAAAA
Messenger RNA from Diachasma alloeum, 1094 nucleotides. RefSeq names its product ras-related protein Rab-28. The record is from RefSeq and is a predicted model, not a curated record. Gene Ontology annotation, molecular function: GTP binding; GTPase activity. Lineage: Eukaryota; Metazoa; Arthropoda; Insecta; Hymenoptera; Braconidae. Gene Ontology annotation, cellular component: endosome; Golgi apparatus. Bases 113 to 835 code for a protein of 240 amino acids. The transcript has 5 exons.